This is a messenger RNA of Blastocystis hominis, 2829 nucleotides long. RefSeq lists its product as hypothetical. Lineage: Eukaryota; Bigyra; Opalinata; Blastocystidae. The coding region runs from base 1 to 2829 and encodes 942 amino acids. The record is from RefSeq and is a predicted model, not a curated record. The transcript is spliced from 7 exons.
AUGGCUAUAUUCAUCUCAACACGAUUCUUUCUUCUCCUUCCAUUGUGGACCAUAAAGUCCAGUGACAAGCUGCAGUUGUCUUCGGACGAAAGCAGCGUCCGCCUGAUCAUCCCCGUCGAGCGCAAGACGCUGAUUCUCCGCGAAGUUCCCAAAGAGGCCACCGAGUCAGAAAUCCGCGCCCUGCUACCCGACCAGCCCAUCCUCCAAAUGCGUCAAGAAGUGGACUCGAUCUGGUUCCUGGUGUUCGACUCCGAGUCCUCCGCGCUCCACGCGCUCCACCGCCUCCAGUCGCAGACGCUUCACUCCCAGCCGCUCAAAGCGCGCGUCAAAAGCGAGUUCUACAAGAAGGAACUCCAGCGCCGCCUCGAUUCCCUCGCUCCCCCGCGGAAACUCUCCGCCGACGCGGCGCCCUUCGAAGUCGCGCGGUCCCCCACGCCGCUCAACCGCGCCGCGGAGCCGUUUCUGAUGCCGGAAUUAACGCUGCGGUGGGGUUUCGUCGGUCUCCCCAACGGCACCGACUUCGGGUACUACUACCAGCCGUCGGUUUCGACGGUGCCGGUGGUGAUUACGACGCCGACGAGCCACGGCUACACCGGUAAUUUUGUGAAAUAUCCGCGGGAGGAGCUGUACGCGAUCGUGCAGAAAUGCGCGGAUCUGUCGCUCCCCGCGGUGAGCGAGGAGGUGUGGAGUCUGGGCGUGGUGAGCGAGGCGGCGAACGUGGAGCUGGUGGAGAAAGGAAGGACGGAGUCGAUCGACGACGCGCUGCGCAGAAGGGCGCCGAGGACUUUAUGGUCAGGGGCUCGAUCGGAGAGGAGACGGCGGAGAGGGCGAGGAAGCAGAGGAGACAUGCGAAGAGGAGGGCGAAGUGAGGGAAGAGGAAGCAUGGUGGAUUGUUUGUUCGAGAUUUAUUUUUAUUUUGGGGCCGCGCCUGGUGUUUGUAGAGUCGAUCUAUUGUGUGAUUCUGGAAGUCUAUGGACAAAUCUUCGUCCAUUCACGAAGUUCGUUGGGAUGAUAUGCGCGUUUUGCUGGAACAGUUGCAGAAGGAACUCGAGAGCACGCUGUAGGGGAAUGGAUUGCGGUCAAUGCUCUAGGACGACGAGGCAGCGAAAUCUCGUGAUGGGAAAGCAACACGCCGAAGUCACGCAUGAAUGGAAUAAAUACAAGCUUCAGAAAGCCCGGUUGUCACAUGGUUUGGCCAUCAUCUCUAGAUUUCAUCCAGUCGAAUUCCCCGCAGGCCAGACCCAGCCAAACAAAAUUGCAAGAGCGCGUUCAUCUUCGCCCGGUUCAUCGUCGUUUGUGAAUCAGCUGCACUCCCGGUUUCGAGGCGAGCCAUCCAAUCCGAGCGGUAGCGACCUAUCUACCUCGCAUCGUUUCGCUUCGCACGGCGAGCACUCCUUCUCUUCCUACCGCCUCCCCGCUUCCUCGCGCGGCGAUUCCCUCGAAGCCUCCCACUACUACGAGCCCGUCCGUCCCCUCAUCGACCUCCCCACGCCGGAAAGUCUCGAGAUUCCGCCGUUGAAACUCCCGAACCGCGGACACGCGAUGCAAUCACUCGAGAAAGAUUUGGACAUGGGCAUCAGCACGCUCGAGUCCUACGUCAACGGAGAGCUCGACAAAUACGACUCGAUUAGUGGAAGUGCAGAAUUCAGGCAGUUUUUGGACACCGUCGACGCGCCCAAGGAUGAAACGCUCGUGAAACUCCUGAUGGAGGAAACGUCCGAUGGAAACGGGGAAACCGGGGAAACCGGGGAAUCGGGGAAAUCGUCGAAGCAGUGGAGUGGAAACUCGAAUGAAAGGGUGAGUGAAACUGUCAAUGAAACUGUCAAUGAAACUGUCAAUGAAACUGUCAAUGAAACUGUCAAUGAAACUGUCAAUGAAACUGUCAUCAUGUCAUUCAAUGGAACAAUAAUACAAUCUCAAAACACAAAUCCAUCAAAUGAAACUCUUCAUGAAACUCCCAAUGAAACUCCCUUCGAGGCGUUUCAGAACCAGGACGAUUCGGAGGAAUCGCUUCAUUUGAAUUGUGUUCUGGAACAACGUCAAGAAGACGAAGCCUUCCUGAGAGAACUUCUUUCAGAACCCUCCUUCCCCGCGGGAACCGCGGUCUCCCAACCGCUCCCUUUUUCCACAAAUCCGCCCGAUUUUCUUCCACCCCUUCCGAAAUCUCCCGCGGGAACCGCGGUUUCCGCGCCCCUGUUCUCAUCGAAUUCGAAAAACGAAACGCACGAAACGCACGAAACGCACGAAACGCUGGAAUUAUCUUCGUUCAGCGAGGCGUUGCCGCCCUUUUCCGAGCGAAUUCCUCCCGUUUCACCCAUCUUAGCGAAGCCCGGUGCGCUGGCGCACACUUUUGAAGGUGUGGCUGCGGUGCUGGAGCUGACGGAGGAGGAAGACGUGAGCGACGUGGGCGAGAGCCUGCACUUCAGCGAGGAAAGCGACUUCGAAGCGAACCAAAAUAGACUGAAGCGAGCGAUCAAAGCCGAUGAAUACAACUUCACGGACGAUGACACCGAUCCUGGGAAUUACCCGGUCGGCCCGUCGAGUCUCGAGGAGGCGGAGGAAGAGCCGGGCAAUGCGGGAGAGAGGGAUGGUGGAAACGGGGAAGAAACGGGGAGGGAGUAUCCAAAGCAUCGCGAUACGGUGGUGAGUCCGAAGAAAGAAGAAGAAGAAGAAGAAGAAGAAGAAGAAGAGGAGGAGGAGAAGGAGGUGGUGGUGGAGGAGGAGGAGGUGGAUCUGAAAGCGAUUCAAGCGAAAGUGCUGGAGGAAAUCGAAAGACGGGCGAGAGAAAUUGUGAAUAGUCGAUUGUGCCAAAGUUUCAUUGUUUGUUGA